AUGCGUCAUAUUUACAAGCUUUCCGGCGUCUGUUUACGAUUGUCGUCGUACACGUUGUCUAUAAACGAAAACGUAAUUAUUUUUCUAAUAUAAAACUAUACGAAAAUGUCGUAUAAAGGUCCACAAAAAGUGCAAAAGGUGAUGGUACAACCCAUCAACCUUAUAUUCCGUUAUUUACAAAAUCGUUCGCGAGUUCAAGUUUGGUUGUACGAGAAUGUUAACCUACGAAUCGAGGGACACAUCGUUGGUUUUGACGAAUAUAUGAACCUGGUGUUGGACGAUGCCGAGGAAUAUCAUGUCAAGACGAAAAACAGAAAGACCCUGGGUCGUAUUAUGCUCAAAGGUGACAAUAUAACGCUUAUUCAAAAUACAAAUCCAGGAGCAAACUAGACUAGUCAACAUAACCUCAACACAUCAUUCCCUUGACAAACUACUUUUUUGAAAGAGAAACCAGAUUUUUGGAGUUGGGACAACAGUGAUAUCUAUUUUGUAUCAAUUUUCUACUUGAAAACUUGUAUCUACCGACUAUUUACUGUCGUCUUCAAGUCGAAGCUGUCAACAUAACCUCAGCGACAACAAUGAGUUAUUCCUGAGGCUCCGAUUUUCGCUUUGGAUUGCUUUUGUCAACAUCAUCUUCAAUUCGUUCUUCGAUUACAGUGUCAAUGGUUACCUCAAGUAAAUUUGGAGUGGAAGUUUGUAAACAUUGACUCUUAGCUUUGUUGAUAAUGAUAAACAAGUGUUGGGAUUUUUCAGAGAAAAUUGUAUUCCAAAAAGCAAUCUGUACAUUACUUUCGUAACUAAUAUUUUUCACUUCCAAAUU
Leptopilina heterotoma is the source of this 820-nucleotide messenger RNA. It is a transcript of the gene SmE, whose product is annotated as probable small nuclear ribonucleoprotein E. The record is from RefSeq and is a predicted model, not a curated record. The transcript has a single exon. Gene Ontology annotation, molecular function: RNA binding. Bases 106 to 390 code for a protein of 94 amino acids. NCBI's taxonomy places the organism in Eukaryota, Metazoa, Arthropoda, Insecta, Hymenoptera, Figitidae. Gene Ontology annotation, biological process: mRNA splicing, via spliceosome; spliceosomal snRNP assembly. Gene Ontology annotation, cellular component: U2 snRNP; U4/U6 x U5 tri-snRNP complex; U4 snRNP.